AUGGCGAGCAAAACCUGUACCGUGGCAGCCUGCAGCAUACAAGUCACGAGCAACCUUGGAGCGCCGUUAGAGCGUUUUCGAGACAUGGACAAGGACGCCUUCGCGAGUGCGUCUUCGAAGAAAGGAUGGGACGACAUUGAACGGUCGUGCGCGCUGAUGGAUUCAAGCAAUCUGCAGAUCGACGGCAUAGAUCUCACGGAUCUUUUGGAAGAAGACGACGAAUCUCAACAAAUCAACUCGACAUCCGAGGCCGAACUUUAUGAGCAACGUCAGCUUCAAGAUGCGCUCGACGCGUUACACGUCUCCAACGGCAAAGAAGUGCCGCCAAUAACGGGGAACGAUUCGCUCGCGGCAUCUUUCGUCGUCCCUUGGGCUUGCCUGCCCCCCGCGUCUACCAGCAGCGCCGCUGGCCUCGCUUCUUCCGCCGCGUCCGCCGUUCCUGACGCUGCCAGCGCCGCUAGGAUGCAAUGCGCUGGAAGUUUCAACGAGCGUCCCGGGCAGCCUAUGAUUAACUCUCCGCCAGCUUCGGUGUGCGGUUCGGUGGAUCCGUUUCUCAUGAAAUAUCGCCUAGACACGCAGGCUUCGAGCCAUAGCUUCGGGGGCUUGCCGUCUGCUGCGGAAGAUUUGGUGGAUAGUGAGCGAACGGGUGAGAAGGGGGAAGAGGCGUUCGGUCCCGGGAGGAAUGGGGGGAUGCAGGGGGGUGUAGAGGGUGGAUGGAGUGCGCAAGAGAUGGCAUUAGCGAAUUCGCCUGUUCGGAAUGCUGCGUUAUCCAUGCGUGUGAAGGCUGGAGCCAAUCCUGCUGCUGUGGAGGCAUAUUUGAGGAUGAAGGCGCAGAGGGACGGUGCGAGAACUGUGCGGAAAUGA
This is a messenger RNA of Closterium sp. NIES-65, 864 nucleotides long. The record is from the annotation of a GenBank genome assembly. Lineage: Eukaryota; Viridiplantae; Streptophyta; Zygnematophyceae; Desmidiales; Closteriaceae.